AUGGUGAAUAGAAACCAAAAUGCUGAUGAUAUCAUAUGGCAAGUUCGACAUGACGAUGUGGCAGCAGAUAAUAAUCUAGCAGUUAUAGUCGAAAGAAUUAUGGUUCAAAAUGGGGUAAAUUUCGGUCUUAGAAGGCCAAAUUAUACGUCACCUUUGUCAGAGUAUAUCUUGCAGGCAGAAGCACCCUUUAGAACCAAAAUCCCUAAAUUCACUAAGUUUUAUGGGUAUACCACUGAGUCCACUGUCGAACACGUGGCUAGAUAUUUAAUUGAGGUUGGAGAUAUGUCAAACAAUGAGAGCCUUAGGAUAAUUUUUUUUCCAAGUUCUCUCACAGAGAAUGCUUUCACAUGGUUCACCACCUUGCCCCAGAGUUCGAUCCACACUUGGAACCAACUAGAAAGAAUGUUCCAUGAACAGUUUUACAUGGGGCAAACGAAGAUAAGUCUGAAGGAAUUGGCUAGUAUCAAGCAAAAGUUCACCGAGCCAAUUGAUGACUAUCUAAAUAGGUUUCGAUUACUCAAAGCUAGGGAUCUUGUGCAAAAUGCCAUCCAGGAAGGAAGACUCAAGUUCGGAGACAAAACACGGAGCCAAAUGAAAAUCGACUCUGAUCCUCUACAAGUAGUUGAGGCCCAUUAUACUAAACUAGAAGAAGUGAACCUUAUUGAAGUCGCUGAAGAUUUCAACAUGACUGAAGUCACCGAGGACUUCGUCAAUAGACCUGUUUUGGCGAAGCUUCAUGAAUACUUCGAGCAUGCGCCUCUUGAUGAUUUCGCUCAAAAGGCUGCAGGAGAUAUCACCAACAAAAAUGAUGAUGCCUCCAAUGCUGAGGAUGCUGAGAGUUCAAAGCUAAUGAUGAUCACCAAAGAAACCGCUGAUGGUUUCGUCUAG
Molecule: messenger RNA, 888 nt
Organism: Lathyrus oleraceus (garden pea)
Lineage: Eukaryota; Viridiplantae; Streptophyta; Magnoliopsida; Fabales; Fabaceae
Exons: 2
Coding region: 1-888 (295 amino acids)
Source: RefSeq, a predicted model, not a curated record